CAGAAAGUGGCACCAACAGUUUCAUACAUAUAUAUGUCCCAACCUGUCGGUCCGUCAGUCAGUUAACGCUCCGCUCACUCUUCUGUCAGGAGUCCCAACCUGAAGAGACUGAAGUAAGGAUGGCAGUUUGGGACAAAAAGAUUCUCUGGGCCGUCAUGUUGGUCCUGACAGGUGCUCUGGGUCAAAGAGUGAACUAUCCAGAUCCUGUUUGUGGUGUAAAAGGAUCGACCGUCCUCCUCCCCUGCUCCUUCAACACACUGAAGUCUGUCAAUAGAAGAGAAGUUUUGAUCGAGAUCAUCAGAGUCGUCUGGUGCAAGAAUCAUGAAAUCUGUUUCAGUUUGACUCCGUCUGUGUACGACAGCAAAUCAAACAACAACAACUCUCGUUACAGAUACCUGGGAGACAAGAAGAGAAACUGCACUUUACAGAUCUCAGAUUUACAGAAGGAAGACGACGCAACUUUUCGCUUCAGAAUGGAAGCUAAUGAUGUCAGAGCAUCUUUUACUGGCCAAUCAGGAAUGAGAGUCUCAGUCGUAGAUGGUGAUCAGAUGAAGAUAAGAAGCUCCAGAGAUGACGGAGAGUUUAAAAGAGGGGAAGCAGUCACACUGAACUGUUUUGCUGCAAUCUGCACUAUCCACCAACUGGAGGUCACCUGGUUCAGAGAUGGCCACGCCCUCUCAGAGACUGGCCCCGCCCUCCAUCUCAGCAAUCUGACUGCAAAGGAUUCUGGGAAGUACACCUGUGGUUUGAAGAGGAACGAGCGCACCCUCUCCAUCCCGUACAGCCUGCAUGUGGAAGGAGGAGGAGGAGGUCUGCUUCUGAUCGUUGGUGGUCGGCAUCCUGCUGGUUCUCUUCGCUGUUAUUCUGGUCGUCUGCAUCAGCAAAAGAACGGCGGAGAAGGUGGAGGACUCCAUCAUCUACAGCGCUGUAGACGGCACAAUCAGAAGACAAACCACACCGUGAUAGCAGAUAAACUUUUUAUUUAUGUUUUCAUGUGCUAUUCCCCCAUGGAUUCUACCAUCACCAGAGUUGGCGGUGACUAA
This is a messenger RNA of Sander lucioperca (pikeperch), 1043 nucleotides long. Its product is annotated as sialoadhesin-like. The record is from RefSeq and is a predicted model, not a curated record. The transcript has 6 exons. The coding region runs from base 120 to 1043 and encodes 307 amino acids. NCBI's taxonomy places the organism in Eukaryota, Metazoa, Chordata, Actinopteri, Perciformes, Percidae.